Molecule: messenger RNA, 2959 nt
Organism: Drosophila navojoa
Lineage: Eukaryota; Metazoa; Arthropoda; Insecta; Diptera; Drosophilidae
Gene: Orc1
Product: origin recognition complex subunit 1
Biological process (GO): mitotic DNA replication checkpoint signaling; DNA replication initiation
Cellular component (GO): nuclear origin of replication recognition complex
Molecular function (GO): ATP hydrolysis activity; DNA replication origin binding; chromatin binding
Source: RefSeq, a predicted model, not a curated record
AAACGAAUGUGCUGCGCGGCAAACUGCUGAUUUUAUUGUUGUAGAAAAAAAGACAAAGUAGAGCGCAACCCAUUUUUUGAAUAGCUGACAACGAAUAAUUGCUUGACUACAUACACAAAUCGUGAUGGUUAAUAACGAAAAUGCAAAUAUCGCUGCUCAGCAGGUCAUUUGGAUCGGCAGCCACGAGCAGAACACAUUUAUUAAAAGUCUGGAGCAUAAGAAUGUAUAUUUUUACAAAAAGUGCGUCUACGGUCCAUUAACAUUGUCAGUGGGUGACUAUAUACUGGUGGCCAAUGCAGAUUCAGCCGAGCCCGACACAGUAGACGGCUGCGACAUCGCUAAGAUCUUACAUCUGUACGAGCUGCGGGAAAUGACCGACAAAGAACCCUGUCGAGCUAUAGUACAGUGGUACUCCCGCCCGCAGGCCAUACCGCAUAGGUUCUUCGAUGUGGACAAUUUGGAAAUAGACUUCGGAGUUGAGGUUAUUGAGGAGCAUCGCUAUUACGACAACGACGUGGCUUUGGGUUGCAUAUUGCGCAAGUGUCUCGUACUGGAAGGAACCUCCGAUCAGUCUGCACAGCAGAUCAUACAAAAAUAUAAGAUCCCACGCAACUGUCCCAUGUUUGUGUCUCGCUAUAAGUUUCUAAAGGUAAAGAACACAUAUCGGCUUAUACCGCUUGAAAUUCAGCUCGAUGGAACGGAGUCGGCGCGCAGCAGGCGCUCGAUCCGAGAACCCACCUCCGCCUCAGCCCGCAAAUCCGUUUCACGCAGACGCGUCUCCACAGCUGCAGAGAGCCAAACACCUGUCGAAUUCGUCGAUGUCAAUUAUUACAAUUGCGAGAACAAGGUGUCGCCCAUCAAAAUUGUGGGCGGCCGCAGUGUGGUGCGUCUGUCGGAAAAGAAGAAGAGCAAAGCAACAGACGCAGCUGAGCCGGAGAUCAAUGCCAACUAUUUAAUGGCCUCUCCAUUGACGGAAAAAAAUCAAAAAGUUAUGACACCCAAAUCACGAGCCUCGGCAGCACGUCGCAACUUGAACUUGAGCCUGGACAAGGGAGCAGACACCACAGCUGAUUCGGACUGCUUGAACUAUUCGAUUGUACAUCAAACGCCAGAUCCCAAGACUCCUUCAAAUGAUAUGAAGAUCAAGCUGCGCGUCUCCGAGCGUAGAAAAUCGGUGCGCCUCGAAUCACUGGAUAAUGAUUGUGAUCCUUUAGAUGUCGCCCAAGAUACGCCCAACAGCAAGCAGCGACGCAAGCGUCUGGGUGUUACCAAUGGAGAUAUAUAUCAUACGCCCACCAAGAAGUCCAAGGAGCUGCUGGAGCCCGUAGGCACGGACGUGACGCCCUCCACGCGUCGCAAAAGUAUUUUGAAAUCCGCAACGACCCGCUUGGCCGAGGGCACGCCUAGGCGCAGCAUUCAGCUGUCCAAUAUUGUGGAGCAGCGCAUAUUCAAUGACAACGAGAUUAUUUCAACGCCUAAACGAAGUCGUUCGAAACUCGCAGACGAAGUGGUCGAUGAAGAUUACACGCCCAAGAAGUCAAACCAAAAGACGCCCACGCGACCGCGUAGAUCGAGCACCACCAAACAGCCGUCGGCCACAAAGCUGAAAGAACAAGCUCCCUUGACGCCAUCGCAGAAGCUAAAAAAGAUACGCUCAGGCGAGUUGAGCCCCAGCAUGGAGCAGCGCGAACAGCCAGUGGAUGAGAGUCGCAAGUCGCAGUUGCAGCUGGCACGCGAGCAGCUCCACGUUUCGGUGGUGCCCAAGAGUUUGCCAUGCCGUGAGAAGGAGUUCGAUAACAUCUACAGCUUUCUCGAAGGCAAGAUUCAGGAUCAGUGUGGUGGCUGUAUGUACGUCUCUGGUGUGCCAGGCACAGGCAAGACGGCAACUGUCACUGGUGUUAUUCGAACUCUGCAGCGGCUGGUUGAGAAGGAUGAGCUGCCCGCCUUUGACUUUUUGGAGAUCAAUGGCAUGCGCCUUACUGAGCCACGGCAGGCGUAUGUGCAGAUCUACAAGCAAUUGACAGGCAAAACGGUUUCAUGGGAGCAUGCACACACGCUGCUCGAGAAGCGAUUCACUACGCCAGCACCGCGUCGUGUGACAACCGUGCUGCUGGUGGAUGAGCUGGACAUACUGUGUAAUCGGCGGCAGGAUGUCGUCUACAAUCUACUUGACUGGCCAACCAAAUCGGCGGCGCGACUGGUCGUGGUCACCAUUGCCAAUACUAUGGAUCUGCCCGAGCGUUUGCUGAUGGGCAAGGUUACGUCGCGUCUGGGUCUCACACGUCUCACCUUCCAGCCAUAUACGCACAAACAGCUGCAGGAGAUUGUGACAGCGCGUCUGGCCGGCUCUGAGGCUUUCAAGGGCGAGGCAGUACAGCUGGUGGCCCGCAAGGUAGCCGCCGUCUCUGGCGAUGCACGGCGGGCUCUGGACAUUUGCCGACGUGCUACGGAAGUCGCUGACACAGCCGACGCACAGCCGGGUGGAAUCAAGUGUGUUACUAUGCUGCAUGUGCAGCAGGCGCUGGCCGAGAUGAUAGCCAGUGCCAAGGUGCAGGCCAUCAAAAACUGUUCGCGUCUGGAGCAAAUCUUUCUGCAAGCCGUUGCAGCUGAGGUCACACGCACCGGCGUCGAGGAGACAACAUUUAUGGGCGUUUACACACAAAUCGAGACGAUAGCAGCGUUUAUGGGCGUGGCACUGCCAGCGCCAGGACGUGCACUGCAUCUAUGCUCAAAGCUGGGCGCCGAGCGCUUAAUAAUCUCAGAGCACUCGCGUCACGAUUUAUACCAAAAGAUCUUGCUGAACGUCAGCGCCGACGAUAUACACUACGCGUUGCGUGUGGAGAGCAAUUAGGAUUAGAUUUUAAAGCUUUUAAAUUAUUAUUUUAAUUAAGCGUCAUGUUUAAACAAUUUAAAGUACAAACUCGUUGAUAGGAAUACCAAAUAGAAUACCAAUACAGUA